This is a messenger RNA of Rana temporaria (common frog), 4501 nucleotides long. RefSeq names its product aldehyde oxidase-like. NCBI's taxonomy places the organism in Eukaryota, Metazoa, Chordata, Amphibia, Anura, Ranidae. The transcript is spliced from 35 exons. The record is from RefSeq and is a predicted model, not a curated record. Gene Ontology annotation, molecular function: iron ion binding; NAD binding; molybdopterin cofactor binding. Bases 87 to 4088 code for a protein of 1333 amino acids.
AUAACUAGAACAUUUUACAUCAGCAGUGUGUUGCUUCCAAAUACCUUCUUGGAUCUAAAGCUGCAACUACAGCUAAGUGGAAAGGCAUGGAAUCCAAAGAACUUAUCCUCUUUGUGAAUGGCAAGAAAAUAACUGAACAGAAUGCAGACCCAGAGGAAAUGUUGCUGCCCUACCUGAGAAGAAAACUACGUUUGACAGGUACAAAAUAUGGCUGUGGAGGAGGUGGCUGUGGAUCCUGCACUGUGAUGAUAUCCCAUAUCCACCUUGUUUCCAAGAAGAUCAUACAUCACUCAGCCAAUGCCUGUCUACUGCCUAUUUGUUCUCUAUAUGGUGCAGCUGUUACUACUGUUGAAGGAAUUGGAAGCACAACCACUAGACUACAUCCAGUGCAGGAAAGAAUUGCAAAAGCCCAUGGCUCUCAAUGUGGCUUCUGUAGCCCAGGAAUGGUGAUGUCCAUGUAUUCUCUAUUGAGGAACCACCCAGAGCCCACCUUAGAACAAAUAUAUGAAGCGUUAGGAGGAAACCUUUGUCGCUGUACAGGAUAUAGACCAAUACUUGAUGGCUGCAAGACCUUUUGUAAGGAGUUGAACUGCUGUAAACAUGAACAAAACAUGCAAAAUGGUCAAGUGCAGAAUGACUGUGAGGAUGAUAUGGUGAAAUUGGAUUUGGACAAAGAAGAAUGUCUGCCAUUGGACCCAUCACAAGAAUUAAUUUUUCCUCCUGAACUAAUUCGGAUGUCUGAAAAGCAAAAUCCACAGACACUAAUCUUUCAGGGGGAAAAAGUGAAAUGGAUCACAGUGUUUAAUCUGGCAGAACUUUUAGAUCUGAAAGUUAAAUAUCCACAGGCACCACUUGUAGUAGGAAAUACUAGCAUUGGACCAGAGAUUAAGUUUAAAGGUGUUUUUUAUCCAGUGAUUAUUUCCAUUGAAAAUAUCACUGAUCUGCAUGCUGUGAAAUAUACUAAGGAAGGGAUUUGUGUAGGUGCUGCUUGUACUUUGUCCACUCUGAAAGAUAUAUUGAAUGAUGCAGUGUCCCAGCUUCCAAAGGAAAAGACCAAGACUUUCCGUGCUCUGCUGCAGCAGCUAAAAACCUUGGCUGGUCAACAGAUCAGAAAUGUGGCUUCAAUAGGUGGACACCUCAUCCAACGUAAUUCAACUUCAGAUCUCAAUCCCAUACUAGCAGCUGGCAAUGCUAUACUUCAUGUACUGGCAAAAGGAGGAAAAACUCGGCAAAUCCUGUGCAAUGAUGGCUUCUUAGAAUGCAAGAAUUCUUGUCCCCUUCCUGAAGAAGUACUUUUGUCUGUGCUUAUUCCAUAUUCACAAAAAUGGGAGAUUGUGUCUGCCUUCAGACAAGCACAAAGAAAAGUAAACUCCGCAGCCAUAGUAGUGGCAGGAAUGCAAGUUAUUUUCCAAGAGAAGUCCGAUGUCAUUGAAGAUAUAAAUCUUUACUUUGGAAGUGUCAGUAAAAGUACAAUACAUGCAAAGAAGACUAGAGAUGCACUAAUUGGAAGGCAGUGGAAUGAGGAGACAUUGGGUGAAGCUUGCAGGCUGGUUCUGGAUGAGAUUUCUCUUGAUCCUGCAGCUCCUGGUGGAAAGGUGGAAUAUAGAAGAACACUGACUGUUAGUUUUCUCUUCAAGUUUUAUCUCGAGGUGCUAUAUACGCUAAGAUCAGAGCUUGAUGUGAAUGGCUAUAACCAUCCUAUGGAAAUAUCGCUGCACAACAGUGUUAAAAAUUGCAAUAACCAGGGUACACAACUGAAGACUAUACAGAGAUACCAAGACAAAACAAUUCAUCAGCCUCCUCAGGAUCCUGUUGGCCAUCCCAUCAUGCACCGCACAGCCAUGAUGCAAACGUCUGGUGAAGCAAUAUACUGUGAUGACAUGCCCUUCAUCGAUGGAGAGCUUUUUAUGGCUUUGGUGACUAGUUCUAGAGCUCAUGCAAGAAUCAUAUCUUUGGAUCCAACUGAAGCAAAAAGCAUGCAAGGCGUGUGUGAUAUUAUCACUGCUAAAGAUGUUCCAGGGGCGAAUGAGUUUUCUUAUUAUGCUUGGCCUGACAGGUUAAUGGCAGAUAAUGAGGUACUGUGUGUUGGUUACAUAGUUUGUGCAGUGGUUGCGGAUACACCAGAGCAUGCCAAGAAAGCAGCUAAAAAGGUGAAGAUCAUCUAUGAAGAUAUAGAACCUGCGAUACUCACUAUAGAGGAUGCAAUAAAACACAAUUCUUUCUUUGAACCAGAGAAAAUUAUCAAUUAUGGAAACGUUGAUGAAGCUUUUAAAACAGCAGACAACAUACUUGAAGGUAAGCUACAUAUUGGAGGACAGGAGCAUUUCUACAUGGAGACUCAAAGCAUCCGUGUUAUCCCCAACACAGAGAACCAGGAAAUUGAGAUAUAUGCAGCAACGCAGGAUCCAACAUACAUGCAGAGCCUUGUGGCAAAAGCUUUAGGCAUACCCGCUAAUCGUGUCAGUUGCCAUGUGAAAAGGAUUGGUGGAGCGUUUGGUGGAAAGAUUGUGAAAACAGCCUACAUAGCGGCAAUCGCUGCUGUGGCGGCUCAGAAGAUCAAGCAUCCUGUUCGCUGCAUUCUAGAGCGUAGUGAAGAUAUGCUUAUAACUGGAGGACGACAUCCCUAUCUUGGAAAAUAUAAGGUUGGAUAUAUGAAUGAUGGCAAAAUCGUAGCAGCUGAUGUCAAUUUAUACAGCAAUGGUGGAUGUUCAGGGGUAGAAUCUAUAUUUAUAAUGGAGAUUUCAGUGCUUCAGACAGAUGUUUCUUACUAUAUCCCAAAUCUGAGAUGCCUAGGGAGAGUAUGCAGGACCAAUCUGCCAUCCAAUAUAUCAUUUCGAGGGUUUGGGUUUCCACAGUGUGCUUUGGUCACAGAAGUAUGGAUUGAUGAAGUUGCUGCUAAGUGCAAUUUACCAGCUCAUCAGGUCAGAGAGCUGAACAUGUACAGGAAAGUCAUUACCACCCCUUACAAGCAGGUGUUUGAUACUACCAAUCUGACGAGAUGCUGGGAGAGUUGUAUGGAAAGUUCCGCAUACCACACAAGGAGGAAAGCUAUAAAACAGUUCAACAAAGGGAAUCCCUGGAUAAAACGAGGCAUAGCACUGAUACCCUUAAAAUUUCCUGUUGCGUUUAGUGCCGCCUUUCAAAAUCAAGCUGCAGCAUUAGUUCAUAUCUACUGUGAUGGUUCAGUGCUAGUGUCACAUGGAGGCACAGAGAUGGGACAAGGCAUUCAUACCAAAAUAUCUCAGAUUGCCAGCCGUGAAUUGGGAAUACCUAUAUCAUACAUCCACAUCUGUGAAACAAGUACCACCUCUGUACCGAAUACUAUUGCCACUGCUGCCACUGUUGGGACAGAUGUAAAUGGGAUGGCAGUCAAGGAUGCUUGUAGAAAACUUCGAAAACGACUUGAACCCAUUACCAGCAAAAAUCCUGCAGGUUCUUGGGAAAGUUUGGUUGAAGAAGCCUUUUUACAAAGAAUAAGCCUUUCUGCCACUGGAUUUUUCAGGGGAUAUGAAACCUAUAUGGACUGGGAGAAAGGUGAAGGCCGGCCAUUUGAAUAUUCUGUUUUUGGAGCUGCCUGUUCCGAGGUAGAAGUAGACUGCCUAUCAGGAGAUUAUAAGAACAUCAGAACAGACAUUAUAAUGGACACUGGUUGCAGCAUUAACCCAGCUGUGGAUGUAGGACAGAUUGAAGGAGCAUUUGUUCAAGGUAUUGGGCUCUAUACAACAGAGGAACUUAAAUACUCUCCAGGUGGUGCUCUGCUAGCGUAUGGACCAGGAGAAUACAAGAUCCCUUCUGUAUCUGACAUUCCUAGAGAGUUCAAUGUAUCACUGCUUCCUUCAUCUCAGAACCCAAACACUAUCUACUCCUCCAAGGGCAUUGGUGAAGCAGGCCUUUUCCUAGGGUCUGCUGUGUUCUUUGCAAUAAAGGAUGCUUUAUCAUCUGUCCGAAAGGAAAGAGGCUUGUCGAGCACUUUUACACUAAACAGCCCUGCAACCCCAGAGAGGAUACGUAUGGCUUGUGGAGACAAGUUCACUGAUAUGAUCACAAAGGAUGACCCUGCAGCUACACCAUGGUCAAUUGAUGUAUGAAGAGAUACAUUUUGGUUUAAAAUAUACUCAGGGUAAAGUGCUCAUCUUUAAAAACAUCUAGCACAAAAUACUAAAGGAUUUCACAUGAGACAUUUGACAGAAAACAUAAAAGAACUGUUUAUCUGCCUCAAGAAGAUGUUAUAUGAAAUUUUACCAUCAACAAAUUGUACACUUUGAUGAUUCUGCCUGGAAGAUGAAAAAAAAGUGAUGGUAGAGUUUAGGGGACGUUAUUUGUAGACAUCAUAUAUUACCUCUAUUGCCACGUACACACGAUCAGACAUUCUGACAGAUUUUUUUUCCGACAGAAUGUUGGUGUAAACUUUUCUUGCAUACACAAUGGUCAAUACAAAUGUUGUCGGAAAUUCCGAACGUCAAGAACGUACAACACUACGACGAGCAGAGAAAAAUUAAGU